Molecule: messenger RNA, 6364 nt
Organism: Homo sapiens (human)
Lineage: Eukaryota; Metazoa; Chordata; Mammalia; Primates; Hominidae
Gene: PACS2
Product: phosphofurin acidic cluster sorting protein 2
Exons: 25
Coding region: 172-2889 (905 amino acids)
Cellular component (GO): mitochondrion; endoplasmic reticulum
Source: RefSeq, a predicted model, not a curated record
GCAGCUCGUCGCCGCCCGCGGGCCUGUCCGACGCCGGGGCCCGGCCCGUCCCCUCCGCCGCCCGGCAGCCAUGUGACCGCGCCGCCGCCCUCCGCGCGCCCGGCCCGCCCGCCGCGCGUCCGCGGCCCGGCCGCAGCCCCAGGCCGCCGAGGGAGCGGCGGGGCCGGCGCCAUGGCCGAGCGAGGCCGCCUCGGCCUCCCCGGCGCGCCCGGCGCGCUCAACACGCCCGUGCCCAUGAACCUGUUCGCCACCUGGGAGGUGGACGGCUCCAGCCCCAGCUGCGUGCCCAGGUUGUGCAGCCUGACUCUGAAGAAGCUGGUGGUCUUCAAGGAGCUGGAGAAGGAGCUGAUCUCCGUGGUGAUCGCUGUCAAGAUGCAGGGCUCCAAACGAAUCCUGCGGUCCCAUGAGAUUGUGCUGCCCCCCAGUGGACAAGUGGAGACAGACCUGGCCCUGACCUUCUCCUUGCAGUAUCCUCACUUCUUGAAGAGGGAAGGCAACAAGCUUCAGAUCAUGCUGCAGCGCAGAAAGCGCUACAAGAACAGAACCAUCCUGGGCUACAAGACGCUGGCCGCGGGCUCCAUCAGCAUGGCUGAGGUGAUGCAACACCCGUCUGAAGGUGGCCAGGUGCUGAGCCUCUGCAGCAGCAUCAAGGAGGCCCCCGUCAAGGCGGCCGAGAUCUGGAUCGCCUCCCUGUCCAGCCAGCCCAUUGACCACGAAGACAGCACCAUGCAGGCCGGCCCCAAGGCCAAGUCCACGGAUAACUACUCCGAGGAGGAGUAUGAGAGCUUCUCCUCCGAGCAGGAGGCCAGUGACGACGCCGUGCAGGGGCAGGACUUGGACGAGGACGACUUUGACGUGGGGAAGCCGAAGAAGCAGCGGAGAUCGAUUGUAAGAACGACGUCCAUGACCAGGCAACAGAACUUCAAGCAGAAAGUGGUAGCGCUGCUGCGGAGGUUCAAAGUGUCCGACGAGGUCCUGGACUCGGAGCAGGACCCUGCGGAGCACAUCCCCGAGGCAGAGGAGGACCUGGACCUCCUGUAUGACACCCUGGACAUGGAGCACCCCAGCGACAGCGGCCCCGACAUGGAGGAUGACGACAGCGUCCUCAGCACCCCCAAGCCGAAGCUGCGGCCAUACUUUGAAGGCCUGUCGCACUCGAGCUCGCAGACGGAGAUUGGGAGCAUCCACAGCGCCCGCAGCCACAAGGAGCCCCCAAGCCCGGCUGACGUGCCCGAGAAGACGCGGUCCCUGGGAGGCAGGCAGCCGAGCGACAGUGUCUCUGACACGGUGGCCCUCCAGGGUGUGCCAGGCCCGAGGGAGCACCCUGGACAGCCUGAGGACAGCCCCGAGGCUGAGGCCUCCACCCUGGAUGUGUUCACGGAGAGGCUGCCGCCCAGCGGGAGGAUCACCAAGACAGAGUCCCUUGUCAUCCCCUCCACCAGGUCCGAGGGGAAGCAGGCUGGCCGACGGGGCCGGAGCACAUCCUUGAAGGAGCGGCAGGCAGCACGGCCCCAGAAUGAGCGGGCCAACAGCCUGGACAACGAGCGCUGCCCGGACGCCCGGAGCCAGCUACAGGUGCAGCUGCAGAUCCCCAGGAAGACUGUGUAUGACCAGCUCAACCACAUCCUCAUCUCCGAUGACCAGCUUCCCGAAAACAUCAUCCUUGUCAACACCUCGGACUGGCAGGGGCAGUUCCUCUCCGACGUCCUGCAGAGGCACACGCUCCCCGUGGUGUGCACGUGCUCUCCUGCGGACGUCCAGGCGGCCUUCAGCACCAUCGUCUCACGGAUACAGAGAUACUGCAACUGCAAUUCCCAGCCCCCGACCCCCGUGAAGAUCGCCGUGGCGGGAGCGCAGCAUUACCUCAGUGCCAUCCUGCGGCUCUUUGUGGAGCAGCUGUCCCACAAGACACCCGACUGGCUCGGCUACAUGCGCUUCCUGGUCAUCCCACUGGGCUCCCACCCCGUGGCCAGGUACCUAGGCUCCGUGGACUACCGCUACAACAACUUCUUCCAGGACCUGGCCUGGAGAGACCUGUUCAACAAGCUGGAGGCCCAGAGUGCGGUACAGGACACGCCAGACAUUGUGUCACGCAUCACGCAGUACAUCGCAGGGGCCAACUGUGCCCACCAGCUCCCCAUCGCAGAGGCCAUGCUGACCUACAAGCAGAAGAGGAAAAAGCAUUUUCAUUUUGACUUUACCCUAAGCCCUGACGAAGAGUCCUCCCAAAAGUUCAUUCCCUUUGUCGGGGUUGUGAAGGUUGGAAUUGUGGAGCCAUCCUCGGCCACAUCAGGCGACUCGGACGACGCGGCCCCCUCGGGCUCUGGCACGCUCUCCUCCACCCCGCCGUCCGCAUCUCCUGCGGCCAAGGAGGCCUCACCCACCCCGCCCUCCUCCCCGUCGGUGAGCGGAGGCCUGUCCUCCCCCAGCCAGGGUGUCGGCGCCGAGCUGAUGGGGCUGCAGGUGGACUACUGGACGGCAGCACAGCCUGCGGACAGGAAGAGGGACGCCGAGAAGAAGGACCUGCCUGUCACCAAAAACACGCUCAAGUGCACUUUCCGGUCCCUCCAGGUCAGCAGGCUGCCCAGCAGCGGCGAGGCUGCAGCCACGCCCACCAUGUCCAUGACCGUGGUCACCAAGGAGAAGAACAAGAAGGUGAUGUUUCUGCCCAAGAAAGCGAAGGACAAGGACGUGGAGUCUAAGAGCCAGUGCAUUGAGGGCAUCAGCCGGCUCAUCUGCACUGCCAGGCAGCAGCAGAACAUGCUGCGGGUCCUCAUCGACGGCGUGGAGUGCAGCGACGUCAAGUUCUUCCAGCUGGCCGCGCAGUGGUCCUCGCACGUGAAGCACUUCCCCAUCUGCAUCUUCGGACACUCCAAGGCCACCUUCUAGCCCCACCCACCAGGGGGCCCACCUCCUGCCCCAUGCUGUGAGGGGCCCAGCUGCAUUUCUGUUAACAUUUCAGUUUACUACAGAGACAGACGCUUAAAACACAAAGAGAAACAGUCUUAAGUAUGAAUGUGCUCACAACGUGGAAACUAACGGGGGAGCUCCUGCCAGGAGCCGAAUAACUGCUCUGCUUAUUAACCCGAACGUUCGGCCCGGGGCUGGGAAGCCAGAAGGACGAUGCUGAGCCAUGGAUCGCGGAAGGCGUCCUCUGGCCUCAGGAGCCACCCAGAGCCUCACAGGCUGAGUUCUUGCCUCUGUGUCCUGUCCUUCCUGGAAGUCAGGACUCUGCUUCCUCAGGGAGCCCGGGGAAGGCGGAGCUCAGUGGCCACAGGCCGAGGGCCAUGGGGCCGCUCAGUCCCGUUGGGGUUGUCCUGAGUUGAGCCUGGGGGGGCCGUCCUGCCCGCCUAAGAGAUGCCCCCAGCACCGCACACUCGUGGUUCCCAAUAAACUCCUGCCUGCGGCGGAGGUUUUAUAGCAGCAGAUAUUUUUAAUGCUUUUCAAUACAUGUUCUAAUGUAGCUGCCAAACAUGUUGCUCUUCUGAAGUCCCCCUGGGGCUGGGCAGAGCCAGCAGAGCCUGCCCCCACUUCCCCAGCCCCUGCCCCACCCCGCCUCACACCUUCCCCACUCUCAGGCUGUUCUUGAAACACCAUGAGGCUUCUGCGUGUAGUCCCUGCCCCAAACUUAGCAAGCACAGGGGCCUCCACAGCCCAGGUGGCCCCAGAAAAUGUUCCAGAGCCCAGCUUGGUACAUAGUGAGAUGCUGCUGGGGUUGGCCUGAGGUGGGGGCCACUUCCUCCACCCCAGUGGGUAUGUCUGAGGUCAGCCAUGGGGAUAUCUGGGUUGAGAUUCAGGUUUUGGUGAAUAUGGGGCAGGCGUCCAGAUGUGUUUGUGUCACCUGCUGCAACGCUGUAGCCAAUGAAGAUUCCAGCGGGAUGGCCUGACCAGCGGGGCCGGCACUUUGGAGCCGUGGGUGCAGCCAGGUACCCCGUGCAGGGCCUGGGAGGCUCUCCAGGCCACAGUCCUCAGAGCGUGUUGGGUCCCAUGUUGUGUGUGGGUUCCAUGCCCUCCACACAGCAGGAGAGGGCUUCCCUGACCACACCUGCCCCCUCAGUCCUGCUUCUCCCCAGUAAGCCUGCACUGUGGGGUCUCCAUAGGAGGAGCUGGGGAAGCUGGGGCCCUCCCAGGGGUCCUGAUCGACCCUGGGGGCUCUUGGCCUGGUUUCGUAAGAUGGAGCACUGCAAAAGGCCAUGCUCAGAAAGCAAACGCAGGGCAGGGUGGGCCUCGAGCCGGGGCUGGAGGGGUCUCCACCCUUGCUGGCCUGAGAGAUGGCCCACAUUUCUUACUUGUGACCGCCCUGCUCUUCCUGGCCGCCCCCCCCAGGUGGCUGAACAGGGUGAUUUUGUUGUGGUGAGGGGCCAGGAUGUGGCCUGGUGUGCAGCCUCAGCUCCCUGGGUUCAGGCCUCAGAGGUAGCCUGUGUGCAGGAGGCAGAGCCCCAGCCCCUCCCAGCCAGAGCCCCUCCACACCAGGGACUCCUCCUUCACCUGGGACCAGGAGCCUGGGGCACACCCCAGGGUGGGGGAGAGGGUAGGAAGGUCUCCCAUUGAAUCCUGGCUUCAGGCUCUGCCCCGAGAAGUGUCUGCGGUGAGGGUGUGAGCCCCGGGCUGAUGGCCUCUGACCCCGGCAACAGGUGGGACCCUGACUGACUCGUUCAGCUGCCCCCAAGCUGGGCUGCAGAGCAUCUGUUUUUCUGCUCUCCAGUUUCUUUUCUUUUUUUUUUUUUUUUUUUUUGAGAUGGAGUCUUGCUCUGUUGCCCAGGCUGGAGUGCAGUGGCAUGAUCUCAGCUCACUGCAGCCUCCGUCUCCCAGGUUCAAGCAGUUCUCCUGCCUCAGCCUCCCGAGUAGCUGGGAUUACAGGCGUGUGCCACCACACCUGGCUAUUUUUUUUGUAUUUUUAGUAGAGAUGGGGUUUUGCCAUGUUGGCCAGGCUGGUCUUGAACUCCUGACCUCAAGUGAUCCACCCGCCUCGGCCUCCCAAAGUGCUGGGAUUACAGGCGUGAGUCACCGCGUCCUGCCUGCUCUUCCUGUUUCUUUCCCAAGGGUCACACUCAGUAGGGAGAUGAAGGUGGAAACAUCCUUGCUGUGGCUUUCUGGCCUCAGAGCAGGUUUUAGAGGAAGGGGCCACAGGCUGCCUAGUGCAUCCUGGCUGUGGGCAGCCCCUUUCCUGGAGCCCUCCUGCCUACCCCGUACCUCCCAUCUGGCUGCACAGCUCCAUCCUUAGCCACGCAAGGGGAGAACAUGGGCAGAGUCUCCAUCCAGCAGCUGGGGGUUCUGGUGGCACUCCCUGUGCCCCUGCUGCUGCUGGGCUGUGGGUCUGCCCUGCACCCAGGAGCCCCACGGUCCAUCCCCCACACCAUGCCCAGCACCAGGGAGGUUGGGCAGACAAGACCUGGGCCAUGCCAGCCCUCUGUGCCUCGGUUUUCCCACUGGUUACACAGGAUGGUCGCAUUUUCCCUGCCUACCUCACAGAGCUGUUCUGAGGGUGCAUGGAGGAGCACUCUGUCCCACCAAGGACAACUAGAAACCAAAGCCAUCUGACAGCCAGUGCGGUAAGGGCGGGGGAUGUGUGUGUGAGGUGUGCACACCCCCCGAGAACCUGGCCCUGGACUGGCCUCACAGGACAGGAGGCAGCCCCUUGUAGAGCUAGGGCUCAGCCCCAUCAGUCUCAAAGGUUAAGCCACCAGUCACCACCGAGGCACCCCUCAGGCCUGGUGGCCACUGUCCACUAUUACGUAGACAGACCCCACCCUCACCCAGGCCAGCUGUGGGCCAGUCCCGCCCUGCAAUCUGGUCUGCUGCCUUCCUCUUCCAUGUUGGUCCCCUUGGCCACUGUCUCUGGGCAUGCAAGCCAGUGUCCUGGUUCAGUGCCUCGGCCAGAGCUGGGGCAGGAGAGGGGCCUCUGGGUGAGAGCUGGGGGUGUCUCUGCAGGGUACUGGCAGCCUUGCCACACUGUCCUCAUUCCCAGAUGGAAAGACCUGAGUGCCUCUCGCCUUCCUCCGGGAAUGAAUUCCUCAUGAAAAUGACCAGGCCACUUCUUCCGAGGGCCAGGCCGCCCCCUCCCCGAGACCUGUCCUGCCGUCCGCGGGUGUGUGGCCUGUAGGGGACUGAGAGCUGGGCUUGCUGGGCACCUCUGGAAUCUGACCCUGUGGGCCAAAGAAGCACCACUGUAGUUUCUGCAGACCCCCAUGCGGUUCAUUGUGCAUUGUUUGGUUUCUAGGAUGUAUGUGUUGCUAGUUUUUUUUAAUGAAACCCUGGAUUAAUGUAAAUAGCUUUUUGGGGAACGGAUUCUAAUGUCACGUAUGUGACCGUGUGGACUAUUUCAAGGUGCUGAUGCAACACUAAUAAACCUGGAGGGGCCGGC